Messenger RNA from Vicia villosa (hairy vetch), 1364 nucleotides. RefSeq names its product G-type lectin S-receptor-like serine/threonine-protein kinase SD1-1. Bases 738 to 1103 code for a protein of 121 amino acids. Gene Ontology annotation, molecular function: protein kinase activity; ATP binding. The record is from RefSeq and is a predicted model, not a curated record. The transcript is spliced from 2 exons. Gene Ontology annotation, biological process: protein phosphorylation. Lineage: Eukaryota; Viridiplantae; Streptophyta; Magnoliopsida; Fabales; Fabaceae.
UUUAGAAUUUGAUAAAAUGAAAAUGACUGUUCUUGCACUGCAUAUGCAAAUUUGGAUAUCAGAUAUGGUGGCAGUGGCUGCUUACUUUGGUUUCAUAGCGUUGUGGACAUGAGAAAACAUCCAGACCAAGGACAAGAAAUUUACAUACGACUCGCAUCUUCAGAAUUUGGUAUUUUUCGUUUCCUCUAUAGACGCCCUUUUCAUUUUAUUUAGUAAGCUUAUAUGCCUGCUUUUGACUGACAUUUACUUCAAUCUCAGAUCAUAUAAAGAAUAAGAGGAAGAUGAAGCGUGUUGGAACUCUUGCAGGAGUUAUUGCGUUCAUUAUAGGACUUAAGAAUGUGUCAUUUGUUAGAUUCUACGCGAAGUAAAUUACUAGAAUGGAUAAAGCGCUUGGAAAUUAUUGACGGGAUUGCUCGGGGGCUGCUGUAUCUCCAUCAGGAUUCUACGCUUAGAAUCAUACAUAGAGAUCUCAAAACUAGCAACAUUCUUCUUGAUAUUGAUAUGACCCCAAAGAUAUCAGAUUUUGGUUUAGCCAGAUCAUUUAUGGGAGAUCAAGCCGAGGCUAAUACAAAUAGAGUGAUGGGAACAUAGUAAUUUUGAAUAACUUAUUUCAGUUUAUGGCUUAAAUAACUCUGUAGCAUUUUGAUCAACCCGAGGCUAGUAUUGUAUGUUGCGAGUACUGAAAAGCUAUUUAAAACUUCAGCUCUAACUUCGAUGUCUUUUCUUGCAGCGGAUAUAUGCCUCCAGAAUAUGCAGUUCAUGGAUCUUUCUCAAUAAAAUCAGAUGUUUUUAGCUUUGGAGUCGUAGUACUUGAGAUAAUUAGCAAUAAGAAGAAUCGUGGAUUUUGUGACCCUCUACAUGAUCUAAACCUUCUUGGUCAUGCAUGGAGACUAUGGAUUGAAGAUAGGCCACUGGAGUUGAUGGAUGAAAUAUUACAUGAUGCAGCCAUAUGUUCAGAAAUAAUAAAAUUUAUUCAUGUGGCUCUACUGUGUGUACAACAGAAACCAGAAAAUAGGCCUAACAUGUCGUCGGUAGUUUUUAUGAUAAAGGGUGGAAAGUUACUCUCGAAACCAUGUAAACCCGGGUUCGAAGAGAUUUUAUAAGUAGCACAGGAUCUUCUUCAAAAGGAUGUUCAAUAAACGAAGCAUCGAUCUCGUUAGAGGCCCGAUAGAAUGCCACUGUGACACUUACAUGGCUGAAAUACAGUUAGAAUGUGCUCAAAAUUUGGUUUUGGAAAUUUGAAGAUAGAUUGAGCAUAGAAUAUAAUAGAAUUUACCAUUUUGAUCUGAUACUAUUAUUGUUGCAUGUAAUAGAAUUUUAAGUGAAAUUUUGAAUACAUACAUUAGCUACUGGUUAAGUUCCAA